This is a messenger RNA of Synchiropus splendidus (mandarinfish), 2452 nucleotides long. RefSeq names its product epoxide hydrolase 5 (gene ephx5). The transcript has 9 exons. The coding region runs from base 573 to 1973 and encodes 466 amino acids. NCBI's taxonomy places the organism in Eukaryota, Metazoa, Chordata, Actinopteri, Syngnathiformes, Callionymidae. The record is from RefSeq and is a predicted model, not a curated record. Gene Ontology annotation, biological process: epoxide metabolic process; arachidonate metabolic process. Gene Ontology annotation, molecular function: epoxide hydrolase activity.
GCUUGUCUGAUGAUACCCACCUGACUUUUGGACUCAACCACCCCAGCCACUUGUCUCAGGUACAAGUCGUUGGAGGCGUUAUUGUGCCGAGCGACGGCGAAUGACAUGGCGUUCUGGAAGCCUUCAUCAUUCGAGUCUAUGUCGCUUAUCCCCCCUGGAAUCGACACUGUCGCAGCUAUGGCGACUGCGAAGACGGCGACACUCAGCUUGCAGAUCAUUGUUGCUCGGCAGCGCAGCGACAGCGACUUAUAUGGACUCACUGAAUCAACAACAAGGGUCCUGCCCACUUAUAUAACCUCUGACGUCACGGGCACCGCGGAUUGGCAGCUGCGAAAGCCAAUCAUGGCUUCUCAUGACCGACCUCGGUAAAUUAUUAUUAUUAUUAUUCUGUUUAAUGACCUUAUUUAGUGUUUUUUUAUCGGUGCCCGAGCCGUUUAUAAGCGAAUGCCAUGCAAGCCACCAGGUGCAGUCUGCUAAGGGAAGACAUAGGUUCGCCAAACCUGGACGCGGAAGACGUGUUUGACCUGCGCCCCAGUACGAACUGACUGACCGCUUCCUUCCUUCCACCCGACAUGGAGACGCUACAGGUUCUACGGGACGCCUUCCACGAGCUGGACGCCGCCUGGUGUCGGAUGGUGAUCGGUUCGGCGGUGGCCGCGGUCGGGAUCCUGGCGUACCUGUUAGUCAGACGCCGACAGGUGAAAACCAUCCCACUGGGCGACGGCUGGUGGGGCGAAGGAGAGCAACCGGCCCAGGAAGACCGCGAGAUCCACCCGUUUGAAGUGAAAACUUCAGACGAGGAGAUUCAGGACCUUCAUCAGCGCAUAGACAGGAUGCGCUACACCAAGCCACUCAAAGACAGUAAAUUCCACUAUGGGUUCAACUCCAAUUACCUGAAGCAAGUGGCGUCGUACUGGAGGCAUCAGUUUGACUGGAAGAAACAGGUGGCGAUGCUUAACAAGUACCCACACUUCAAAACCAACAUCGAGGGUCUUGAUGUGCACUUUGUCCACGUGCGAGCUCGCCCUCGCCCGAAUCAGAAGGUCAUUCCUCUGAUGCUCGUGCACGGGUGGCCGGGAUGCUUCUUUGAGUUCUACAAGAUUCUGCCGCUGCUCACCGAAGGCACCCAGAGCAUCGUCUUUGAAGUCGUCUGUCCCUCAAUCCCUGGCUUCGGCUACUCAGAAGCGCCUCAUAAACAAGGAUUCAGCAGUCUCGACGCUGCCAGGAUUUUCCUGAAACUGAUGGAGCGCUUAGGCUUCUCUCAGUUCUACCUGCAGGGUGGAGACUUUGGCUCGAUGGUCACGACAAACAUGGCGCAGAUGAAGCCGGAGUGUGUGAAAGGUCUUCACCUGAAUAUGCUGAACUUGUCUGGCGGAUUCAAAGUGCUGAUGUCACUGCUCUUUGGUCGCUACCUGCCCUUCUUGGUGGGUCUGACUAAAGAGGAUGUUCAGCGAAUGUUUCCAUUCUAUGACAAGUGCAUUAGUGUCAUGUUGCAAGAAGGUGGCUACUUAUUCAUCCAGGCCACCAAACCGGACACAGUGGGAUGUGGCGUGAAUGACUCCCCCUUGGGUCUGGCUGCCUACAUUCUGGAGAAAUUCUCCACGGCAACCAACCUUGAAUACAGAGACCUGGAAGACGGAGGGCUGGAGAGGAAAUUCAGCCUGGAUGACCUCUUGACUGUGAUCAUGAUCUACUGGAGCUCAGCAUCCAUUGUGUCGUCCAUGCGCUUCUACAAGGAGAAUCUGAAAUCCGGUGGAAAAAGAAUUGAUGCAAAAGUUGGGAUUUAUGUGCCGACUGGAGUCGCUGCCUUUCCAAAUGAGGUGACACAUAUCCCUAAAUCCUGGGCGCAGAUUCGCUUCCGAGACAUCAGGUCCUACACCUUCAUGACCAGCGGCGGUCACUUUGCGGCCAUGGAGGAGCCGCAGCUGCUCGCCAAUGAUGUUUAUCAGUUUGUUCAGAAGGUGGAGAAGUGAGGAGUCACUUUGGUGCAACUGCUCUUCGAAUGUGCACUUCAGCUGGGUGGUAGGACCACAUGUUCAUGACAUAUAUUUUUAAUCAUAUCGGUUUUCUGGUAUUUUUAUAUAUUUUUUUUUUUUAUGCAGGCGCGUUCUUGCACAAUAAUUCCUCAGUUUCAAACAGCACAUUAUCAUCAUGGCCGAAUCAUGUUAUAACCAUGACAAAAGUCAUCUACAUUUACUGUGCUUGUUUUAAAAAUGCUGACAUAUACAUAGAUCUUCCGUUUGCUGACAUUAAAAAUGCUUUAUUUGUGAUUAAUAUUGUGAAUAAAUUCUUGUUUUUCUUGUAUAAGCUUAAUUUUCAUGGUCAACAUUCAGACCGUGUGACUCACAUCUCGACCAGUAAGGAGUCACCUCACUGCACAUCACAUUCCUGUAAUCCUGUUUCACAACAGCCUCUUGUGUAAUUCAGUUUGUUUAUUAAAAACAUUGAUGCA